This is a messenger RNA of Rhopilema esculentum, 2190 nucleotides long. RefSeq lists its product as uncharacterized. Gene Ontology annotation, molecular function: phospholipid binding; structural constituent of nuclear pore. The record is from RefSeq and is a predicted model, not a curated record. Gene Ontology annotation, biological process: RNA export from nucleus; protein import into nucleus. Gene Ontology annotation, cellular component: nuclear pore; nuclear pore central transport channel. NCBI's taxonomy places the organism in Eukaryota, Metazoa, Cnidaria, Scyphozoa, Rhizostomeae, Rhizostomatidae.
CUCAAUAUGAGAUUAACUAUCGAAACGAGGCCAAUUGGUAAGCGACAUUAGCACCAACCUAGCAUUUUGGGUCUAGUCGCAGGAUUUAUGAAGUAUCAUCAUAUUUUCUAAGAUGUUUGGGCAAAAUAAAGGGGGAUUCGCAGGCUUUGGAUCUUUAAGCUCAAGUGGAACUACAGCAUCAACAGGAUUUACUCUUGGAUCCACGACUUCUACUGCGGGAAGCACAGGAAUUGGAGGAUUUACCUUUGGUGCUACAUCUUCAGCUGCUCCUUCAGCUGUAUCUUCAGGCCAAAGUACAUCUGGAUUUUCAUUUGGAGCAAAACCAGCAUUUGGUACUCAGGCAACAACUUCACAAGCAGCAGCUGCUACUUCCACUGGAACUACUGGGCAGAUUUCGUUUGGACUCCCUACAUCUCAGCCAACAGCCGCAACUCUACCAAGUCUAGGAAGUUUUGGAGCAACCAGUGGUCUCAAAAGUGGUACAACCGGAUUCUCUUUUGGCAGUCAACCUGCAGCAACAAGUCAGCCAGCAAGCACAGCACCAACCUUAGGCCUAGGAUUGAAACCUUUAGGGACAAGUGUCAUAUCAACCACAACUGAAGGGCAAAAGGGAUUAGCAUUGACUGGUGCUACAUUUGGACAGACAUCUGUUGCCUCUAUAAAGCCAACUCAGCCUGUUUCUCUUCUUGGAGGUGUUUCUCAAGCAGCAGCAACAACUUCAAGUGGAUUUGCUCUUUCCACUAAGACAGUUGCAGCAAGCAGUACCACAUCAACUGCACAAAUAGCAACUUCAACAGCGACUGUAGCUACGGAGAAGCAAUUCACAUAUAAGCAGCUGGAAGAUGUUAUUAACAAAUGGGUUCAAGAAUUAGAAGAACAAGAGACCAUUUUUCUGAGGCAAGCCAAACUAGUUAACGCUUGGGACAAAUUAUUAAUUGAAAAUGGAGAAAAGAUAACCUUGAUCAAUGAUGAUAUCCAGAGACUGAAAACAGAUCAAAGCAGGCUUGACCGCGAACUUGAUUUUAUACUUUCUCAACAACAAGAACUAGAGGAGAUCUUGUCCCCACUGGAAGAGCAAGUUAAAGCCCAGCAAAGCAUACCAUACAUGCAGCAUGCUGAUUUGGAACGAGAGAAAACUUAUAAGAUGGCUGAAAAUAUUGAUACUCAAUUGAAGAGAAUGAUGCUGGACAUUAAAGAUAUAAUUAACCAUAUCAAUACUUCAAACGCAAACACGAAAGAAAACGAAGAUCCUAUGUCUCAAAUAGCAAAAAUACUCAACUCCCAUAUGGAUGCGCUUCAGUGGGUGGAUCAAAAUGCUGUUCUGCUCCAACGAAAAGUGGAAGAAGUUAAUAAACAAGUUGAAGGAAGGAGGCGAGAGCAUGAAAGAUCUCUUAGAUUGACAUUCGCAGAUUGAAGUUAGGAUAUUUCAUAUUGGGUGAGAACAGUUGACAAAACUUUACAAAACAUCACCAUUGCAAUACGUGAAUCUGGAAAAACUUGAUGGAUGUUGGCAGUAAGUCCUAAAUUGGAUUAAGACCACAUGUUACCGCGUAAUAACAAUGAAUUUCAUUCUAGAUUUGUAGUUUAUUUUAUAAACUGAGAAAAGGGUUAUAGGAACCUUGUGCAAAAAUUAAAAAUGUCUUCCUUUCAAUCACAUCUUCUUUGAUGAUAUUCUAACUUCGCACUAAUUGUCAACUAUUGGCGGGCUUAUUGUCUCGAACAUUUUGUCAUAUUUGCUUCCUGUCACUAGGUAACAGGUACAAUUAGACUUAAACUUUUCAUUACUUAGAAUAUAAUCAGGUUUGUUGAUACUUUUUUUGCAAAAUUUCACUCAAUAACACCAAGUUCAAAAUCGGUGGAAUUAAUUUCGUUUUACUUGUAUUCGGGUUACCCUGCUCCUUUUCAGUAAUGGUGAAAGUACAUUUAGGCUCAUAAGUAUGCUCAAGGCAAAUGGAUGCACGCAGAUUCCACUCAGAAAAUCCAUUCCACUCAGUUGGUUGUUCGCAUUUUUAUCUUGUAUAUAAGAUUAAUUUUGCAGCUUUGAUGUAACUGAGAUACAUGUGUAUCUAAACAAUACACGCUCGAACUAUUAAUCUAAACUUAUCAUCAAGUUUAUUGAAUCUGAGAAAAUCUGAUUUGUGGUUAACGUUUUAAUCAUCAUCUUUUAUAAAAUAUGCACUUUUCUCAAAA